AUGUCAAAUAUGCCGACUACCAUUGUCAACUCCACGUCCCAUAACACCACGACGAACCAGCAAUGCUUAACUUUUGUAGCCGCCAAUAUGAUGAGCGGAUCUGGAAAGUUUCUUGCUCUCAUUGCGGCAUAUGUUCUUAGCAGGAUUGUGCACCACCUUUUAAAGCCUUUAUCCCAACCUUACAUAACUUCUGAUCUUCUCAUAGGGCUCAUCCUUGCUAGCCUACCACCUGUACGUGACUCCUUUGUGAAUCAAUUAAUUUUGACUUUGGAAAAUGUUGUUGACUUCGGAAUGAUUUGCUACGCAUUCGUUUUGGGUCUAGAAAUGGACCCUUACGUGGUCUUUAAGUCGCCAACUCGCCAUGCAAUGGUGGCCUAUGCUGGAAUGCUCUCCACAUUUAUCAUAGCAUGCGCUAUAAUUCCAUGGCUGCAUUAUUCGAAACAGACAAACUUGGUCACCUUCACUAUCGCCCUCUCCGUCACUCUCUCCGGUAAUGGCUCUCACAUACUGACUCGCCUCAUAACCAAUCUCAAAAUAGGCAAGUCGGAUAUAGGAAAGCUUGUUAUUGGUGCAGGUGUGCACUCUGAUAUGAUUACCAUGUUUUUACUCUCCGUCAAUUUUAUUUUUGCUUCAAUGGAGAAUAAUACAAGUGCUCGAGAAGGAAUUAAGGAUGCCAUCAAAAUAGGUUCUGCACUUGUGAUUCAAACAAUAGUCGCAGCAAAGAUUUCACCAAUUUUCAUGAAUUGGGUUAACAACGAAAACCCUGAAGGAAAGCCCCUGAAGGGCUCACACCUUGUUCUCUCAAUGGCCUUCAUGGCCGUUAUAUGCACCUGUGCACCAUGGUACGGUUACAACUCUCUUCUUAGUGCGUUUAUGGCAGGGCUUUUUUUACCAUCCGAGGGACGAAUAUCGAAAUGGGCGAUUAGCAAAAUCAACUACUUGUUAAGCACACUUUUUUACCCACUUUUUUUCUUUUGGGUGGGGCUUAAAGUUGAUUUCUCAAGUUUUCAAGCAGGCGAUAUGGGAACAUGGGUAAGGUUUUUUUCUCUUUUAUUGAUCACAACAGUUGGGAAAGUUGCUGGAACAGUUAUCUGUGGGUUACUCUUAGGUUACCAUUGGCCAGAAUUGGUAGCCCUUGGAAUGCUUUUGACGGCAAAGGGUCAUUUUCACGUAUACUUCGCUAUUCUCGUACUAAGGAGGGGAAUAAUCGACGUGACAACCUGUAUCUCGAUGGUGAUUGUGAUCUUCUUAACCAUUGUGCACACACCAUUUGUUGUGAAGCAUAUAAUUGAACGAGCAAGGAAACGGGUACCAAUUCACCGGAUGGCUCUGCAGUGGCUUUAUCCUUCUAGCGAACUUAGAAUCUUGUUAUGCGUCCAUGGACCUCAUAAUUUGCCUUCUACCAUCAAUUUAAUGGAGAUCACUCGAGGCGCACCUGAGCCUGGACUCUUUGUUCAUGUCACAGACAUGAUUGAACUUACAGAGCAAAUAGCUGCAACGCUGGUACCAGGUGAAGGAGCCGACAACAUGACAGUAACUGACACGUCGGUGACAGAAAUGAGAGAUCAAAUAACUCGUGCCUUUCAAACUUACGUAGAUGAAAAUAGCGGUGGUAUUACGCUUAGCCGAAUGCUUGCACUUUCAACAUUCAAUGGCAUGGCACAAGAUCUUAGUGUUUUAGCAGAAGACUUUAUGGUUUCCCUUAUUUUAUUACCGUUUCAUAAGAGACUGAACGCAGACGGUACACUUGAUGGAGGCCAUCCUGGCUUUAGAUAUGUAAAUCGUAAGCUGCUUAGGAAUGCCCCAUGUUCUAUUGGCAUUUUGGUAGACAGAGGCUUUGGAUCUAUCGCGAAAAUAUCAAGAUCAUCUGUAGCUAAUGUGGCAAUCAUUUUUAUUGGAGGCAAAGAUGAUCGAGAAGCACUAGCCUAUGCCGGUCGCGUAGCAUGGCAUCCUGGAGUAAAGCUCACGGUCAUAAGAUUCCUAGUAGAUAAAAAUUCAGAAAAUGCACCAAGAAGAGUGAAUCAAAGAGUAAGUAUGGCAGAGCAAGAAGAAGAGAUGAAGCUUGAUGACGAGUGCUUUGCUGAAUUCUAUGAGAGAUAUGUAGCAGGGGGUAAAGUAGCUUAUGUGGAGAAGCAUCUUGCAAAUUCAUCUGAGACCUACACUAAUCUUAGGUCAUUGGAAGGGCAAUAUUCUCUCAUCAUUGUAGGGCGAGGUGGAAGAGUCAAUACAGUAUUGACUCUAGGACUCAAUGAUUGGCAACAAUGUCCGGAACUGGGUCCCGUUGGGGACGUACUUUCAGGUUCAGGUUUCACAUGCAAUACGUCCAUUUUGAUCAUCCAACAACACAGUAUCAAAGGACAACUAGAUGGCCUAAGUGAUGAGUUUUCCAUUAUGUAAACGCCAAUCCUAGUAAGAUAGGUUUAAACUUUAGGAUACCAGAAAACCCAAGCCAAAUUAUUUGUAGAAAUGUAGCUUGUAGGAAGAAAUAUAUAUUCUUUCAUCACCAUUUGGACAUUGUUAAUUAACUCAACAAAACAGCGCAAGAGCAGUGCUUGACCGGACAUCGACCAAUUCACUAAUCAAUAUGCAUUCCAAAAUAUAAAUAACCUUCCAAGCUUACCAUUUGGCACCAUCACCAUGUGCUUGGAGGCCUAUUUGUGUCAGCGAAUGGCACUUUGCAGCCAUUAAUGGAACAGUCUCACCUGGAUUCUUAGACGAAGGGAGGAGAUAACUCCCACUUGUAUUGCCCUCAAUAGGAUUUGGAGCAAAUAACUCCCAUUUUGUGAAUGUAAGAUAAGCCUUUAUAUCUAACUAAACUAGAACGUGCUACCAAAUUCAUUGGCAUACCUCACAAUCACAUUAAUGGAGAACUAGGAAACACACUCUAAAAAGUCCUGUAUGCAAAACCUCCUAAU
Durio zibethinus is the source of this 2915-nucleotide messenger RNA. RefSeq names its product cation/hydrogen exchanger 28 (gene CHX28). Gene Ontology annotation, molecular function: antiporter activity. Gene Ontology annotation, cellular component: membrane; endomembrane system. Gene Ontology annotation, biological process: regulation of pH; proton transmembrane transport. NCBI's taxonomy places the organism in Eukaryota, Viridiplantae, Streptophyta, Magnoliopsida, Malvales, Malvaceae. The record is from RefSeq and is a predicted model, not a curated record.